UUUGGGCAGGGAAUAAAAAAAGUUUAAAUUAGCUGCGAAAUUUACCGAGAGCGUUUCGAUUUGACUCACAGUGGCCGUGUCAGUAGACGCCGGGAAAUGUCAUCCUGUGAACGCCACUUCACCAGCCAGUUGUUAGUUAAAGACCUCGACGCAGCCGAGCGGUGCUAACGCCAGCUAGCCGGCUAACUUUGUAGUCACACACAGCAACAACUGGCAGGAUACACGCUUUCUGUCAUUGCAGAGAAACUGUCAGCUGUUGGCGUUCUUGCAGUGUAGAAGUGGGGUUUUUUGGGUUUUUUUUGCUUGAUUUCAACAUGACUCAUGUGCAUUAUAAAUUUUUUUCCAAACUCAGUUACAACACGGUGGUUCACGACGGGCCGAACAUCACGCUGCAGGAUCUGAAGAGGCAGAUCAUGGACAUGGAGAAGCUCAGAGUCGGUUACUGCGACCUGCAGAUCACCAACGCACAGACCAAGCAAGAGUACAAAGAUGAAGAAGGUGCGAUUCCUAAGGGCUCCUCCGUCAUCGUCCGGAGAAUCCCCAUCGUUGGAGUGAAGUCGGGCAUGAACAGCAAAACACGCAACAUUGAGCGAUCAGAUGUCAAGCAGCUGCGCCACGUCCACGGAGCCAACAGAGCAAUGGCCGACCAGAGUUCUUCCAAAGAGUCACUCUUUUUCUCUCAGAUGGCUAACCUGGCUGAUGCAGAUGCGUCUGAGGAGGAUAAGAUCAAGCUCAUGAUGAAUCAGUCAUCCUAUGAUUCCAUGAAUUACAACAAUAAGUUUGGUAACCCUCUUCCCUUAAACUACAUCUGUUAUCGCUGUGGAAAUACCGGACACCACAUCAAAAAUUGUCCCAGCAGUAAGGAUAAAAAUGUUGAGACCCCUGUAAAAAUAAAAAAAAGCACAGGAAUUCCUCGCUCCUUAAUGGUAGAGGUUGAUGAUCCAAGUAUGAAAGGAGCCAUGCUCACCAACUCUGGACGUUACGCCAUCCCUGCCAUCGACGCGGAAGCAUACGCCAUCGGCAAGAAGGAGAAGCCUGCGUUUCUUAUGGCGGAUCAGCCAGAGGCAGUCGAGGAUCCUGUACCUGAUGAACUUCUCUGCCUGAUCUGUCGAGACCUGCUGAGUGACGCUGUGGUCAUCCCCUGCUGUAAAAACAGCUACUGUGAUGACUGUAUCCGCACUGCCUUACUGGAUUCUGAGGAACACACCUGCCCCACUUGUAACAAAUCAGAUGUCUCCCCCGAUACCCUGAUAGCCAAUAAAUUCCUCCGACAGGCUAUCAACACUUUUCAUAAGGACCGAGGAAACUCCAAAACACUGAGAAUAGGGUGUGGUACCUCGCAGUCCAAUAACCCAACCCCAAAUCCGAGCCCAGCUCCCAGUCCGCCCCCUCUCUUUUCACAGAUCCAACCUCAGAAGCCUGUCCAACUAAUCCAGAGCCAACAGGAUCCUCUCCUGCACUGUUUGGAGACUGUUGACACACCAUCAUUGUCUCAGGAGUCUGAGGCUCUUCCCUCGGCCACAGGCCCCACCUCUGCUUCUAAUACACCCGAGAGGUCCCCCCAGACUCUGCAAAUCCACCAGGAGACAACUGAAAAAUCUGAAGAAAAGACAGAGGAUGAAUCAGAGGCUGCUGCUGCUGCUGCUGCUGCUGCCCCGUCUGGACUUGUUUCAGAAACUGCUGCUCCAUCAGAGAUCAAACCACUGGUUGACCACACUCCAGCGGUUGAGCAGUCACAGUCGGUCAGCGUGAAUCAACAGAAGUCUUCCUCAAGCUCAUGGAGUGAAUCUAACCUACAGCACCUUCCUCCUCCCUCUUCUUCUUCUUCCUCUUCGUACCCUCCAACUCCCCCGCCUCUCUUUGCCUCCCCACAUUUCCCCACAUUCCAGCCUCUCAGCGGAUACCCCUCUGGAUACCCACCUGCCACUCCUGUCUGGACUUUCCCAACACUUACUAGAGCUCCCAUUCCCUCCCUCUGCUCCACUACCUCCUCCUCCCCCAUCCCCGCUCUCAUACCCAAUGAUUGGUACAUGUAUCAGAGGAAGACGAAGGAAAGAUCGCCUCACAGAGGAUCUGUCUACAGACACUCUUCAAAGUCAUCUAAGUCCAAGUCCUCUCACUCCUACCCGUCAAGCAGAUCUAGAUCACGUUCCAGGUCCAGGUCCAGGUCCAGGUCCAGGUCCAAAGGCAGUCCAAGGUCACCUCACAGAGGGUCAGCCUAUAGACGCUCUUCAAAGUUGUUCAAGUCCAAAUCAUCUCACUUUUACCCUUCAAGCAGAUCCAGGUCCAGGUCCAGAUCCAAAGGCAGAUCAAGGCCCCACUCAUCUUCCUCCCGCCACAGAGAUCACCGCACCAGCUCCCAUUCCUCCCAUGCUUACAGCUUUGGUUACAAGCGUUCGCACUCUCCUACAACGUCCUCGUCCUCUUCACCUCGAGCAGGUAACCAUUCCAGGCAUGAGUCGCCAUCACAUCAUCCCCAUCAUCGGAAGAAAUCAGCUACAAGCAGCUCCAGGUCCAGGAGGGGAGGAGAGCACCACAGUGAAGAGGGAGGCUCUGCUGGAAGUUCAGCUGGCUACAUGUGUCCUCAGAAUGCGGAUCAAACGAGCAGCCCGGAGAUGGACAGGCAGCGCUACCUUCAAUGGAAAAGAGAAUACAAAGAGUGGUGUGAGAAACAUUUGAGCAGCUACCUGGAGCACUUCCACCAGCUGCCUCCUCUUCCUCCUUUUCCUUUUCCUCCUGGCGGGGACAAAGAAAAAAGCAAAUAUAACAAGCGCGCCAAUUCGCGUGACCAGCACCAAGGUCGAUGUGCUUCCCGGUCACAUUACCACUCCCCUCCGUCACAGUCCUCCAGUGACAGCUGCUCCAUUUCAUCUCAGUCUUCAAGUGACAGCAGCUCCAAAUCAUCUCAUGCAUCUAGCGACACAAGCUCCUCCCCAACGCAUUCAACGAACCGCAUUCGUUCCCCUACUUCUCUGAAUUCCAGUGACAGUCGCUCAACUCAGUCUGAAGACGGAGCUCAGCAGAGGUGCGACGAGAAGUACAGCAACCGGCCAGAUAAAAAGGAAAGUGGGGAGGUCGGGGUAAAAGAAAAUAAAAAUGUGAAACAGCUUCAGGUGAAGAAUUUGGAGAAUCUAAGCACCCUAAAACAAGAGGAAAGAAGAGGAGAGGAGUCUUCAAUGGACGACUGCAAAAAGGACAAGAGCCAAAGUGUCUGUAAUGAUGGUUCCUCAGUAGAAGAAGAGGCAACCGGCAGCAAGGCCUCAGAAUCAGCCAAACAACACAUGAACCCAGAUAAGUAUUUGGAUAAAGACUAUGACAGAGAAAGCAGGGAACAAAGGAAUACAGAUGUAGAGAAAGGAAUGCGAAGAAACAAAUGCUCAGACUCCAGGAUUUCGAGAGAUGUCACAAAGAACAAAGAAAGGUCCAGCACAGGGAAACACGGGAUGGAGAAACACGGAUACAGACACCCCAUAGCUUCUGACUCCAGAUCUGAAAAGAAUAGAAAAAGAAAAGGAGAGGACAUGGAGAGAAGAUCUGAAAAGGCUCAAAGCAGCAAAUGGCUGAAAACUAAAACUACAGAGGUCCCUGAACCCCUCCAGGGGGAAUCCCAAAAUCCAUUUGAGAGAACGAAGCAGAAACCAGAGAAGAAAUAUGAGAAGAAAGCAUGGUCUCUGGCAGUGAAAGACAUCUGGGAGGAUGGGAUGAAAGUAAAACCACAGAAGAAGAUAAGCAUCAACAUCAAGCUGGAUGCAAAACCGAACGAAGACAAAACUGAAGCACAUGCCACGUCUUAUUCAAAGGAACAAACUGAGCAGACGGGUGCUAGAGAGGAGGAGAUUGGGAUUAGAGGAGAAAUGGAAACCGACACAGAUCAAAACAAGGAAUCCAGCAGAGACCAAGAAGAACAAAAAGUAAAGAUAGAAGGAGAGGCAAGACAGAUGUGGGCGAAAAAUACCUUCAAAGAGGAGACGGUAGAGAUGUCUGAGAAAAUCUCUGCAGAUAAAACAGACGUUAGAGGUAAGACAGAGGACAGAGAAUAUGAGGAAUUGGACAAAUGGGACUGUGAGGAGGAGAGGGAAGAGGAGGAAAGUAAAAACUUGUGGGUGGAUAAAGACAGGAUGAAGGCCAGUGACAGAGAAGAAGUUAUGGAUGAUGAAGGGAGGAGUGUGAGAGGAAGAAAGGAAAAAGAAAGCGAUUGCAGAGGUCAAGAGAUGGGAGAGGUGUUUUUAAGUGCCAAGAAAGAGGGAGCCAAAGGUGAAAUCGCAGGCAAGGAAAACAGAGAAACCCUGCUGGAGAAGGCCGAGCCGAAGGAGAUGGAGGGGAGGACAAAAGAAAGAGACAUAUCGAUGUCAAAGUCACAGAGGAGCAGAAGUGAAAGCAACCAAGAGCAACCGAACACCACUCUGGAUGAAGACAGCAGCAGCUCUGAGGUUUGUCAGGAGAGAAAAGGGUUGCUGAAAACUCUGGAGGAAUACACUGAUGACCCAGCUGCAGACGAGGAAGACGAGCUCGUUCUCAAACAGGUCCCACACUCCAAAUGGGAGAAGGGAGAGUCUGAGGACGAAGUGUCUCUGCCCUCCACGUCUGUGUCUGUGACAGCAGAGGCAACAACCGGGAGAGAGACCGAACGUCAGAGAGAGACGUCAACUGAAAUAGUUAGAGAAAAGGUGAAGGACGGAGGUAGAGGCAGGGACGGGGAGAAAAACUCACACAGAAGUGUGGCUCCCUCCAGUGGCAGAGACCGACAUGACAACACCCCUUGUUCAGACAGAGACAGGGUGGGAGAGAGGGAGAGUGAGAGACGGAGGGAAAAGCAUAAGGAGGGCACAAGAUCAAAAGUGAGAACAAGGGAGGAGGAUAAAGGGAGAGACAGGGAGAGAGAGAGGAAUACUUCCAGGAGUGUCCCACCCUUGUCUCACUCUCACUCCUCUUCGACAACUCGUGACUCAGGGAGGAGAGAGAAGCAUCAAGAGGGUGAUCAGAGCAGGAAGAAGAGUUCCUCAUUCCCUGUUGGGAAUUCCUUCAGUGGCAAAAGCUGUGAAAGCAGCGCGAUAAGUAACGCUUUCAAACUGCCUGAUGAAAAUGUGCACAAAAGAGAUAGAAACAUGUCACUUGACUGGAAAUGUAAAGACAAAGAUCGUCCCAGUUACAGCUGGGAGAGAGACCAGCUCUCUUCCAAAUCGUCUGAAGGGUCAGCGAUCAGUAAGCCCAGAAUAGGCAGCUCCGGUCGAGAAGUAACGCACAGCAGUAGAAAAGAGAGCAAGGUUGAAAAUAAAGAAUGGAAGGAGAAAAAAAUGAAUAAAGUGACAAAAGAAAGAAAAGAAAAUCAGGGAUUUUUCGCAAGAGAGAAGGAGGUGGUCGACGGAGGCAUGAGGCGUAAAUCUGGGCAGAUGGACUCCGCUGACAGGAAAAAGAUGGAGGAUGGGGAGAGGCCGAGCAGCCGCCGCAGCAGCAACAGUUCUUCAUCGAGCCAGGAGAGCUGCAGGGACAACCGAAGAGUAGGAGAAGAUGCACAAAAGUGAAGAGCUGCUGGAGGAAAAAAGGAGGCCUUGUGAAAAGCAAAGAUGGAGGGAAGAGGAGAGUGACGGAGGGGUGAAGGACCACACCAAGCUCUGCUGUUACGUCAUCUAAUCGUCAUGGAAAGAAAAUCAAAUUUACUUGAAUUAUGUUUUUUUCUUUCUCUGUGCAAAAGUGCCUGGAUUAUUUUUUUUCCUCUUUUUUUUCGUUUCACUUUAAAAUAUCUCGUAUCAAACAUGCAUCACUCUGUGAAAGUGAACAAAAUGUGAAGCUGAAGCACUUUAAGAAUACAUAUGAAAAAAACAAAUGAAUGUGAAUGACAGCAAGUGUAAAACCUUUGACUUCUUGAUACUUAAUAGUUUGAGUAAUUUGCACAAUUUGCAGGACUGCCAACAACUAUGGUUUACCUACUGAACAUGCAGGAUCACAACUAGCAGAAAAGGAAAAUGUUUAUUUUGACAGCAGGCCAGUCGGUCUCAUGCAGGAGCACGAAGUGCGUCGAGUUUUGCUGAACGCAGUUUGUGAUCAAUUGAAAACAAAUACUGUCCAUAUUUAUGAUUUGAACCUCUGUGUUGUAUUUAAUUUUAAUUAUUAAUUUUGUAAAUAUUUGGUUUAAAAAAAAGGAAAUGCUGGAUGACUGAUGAAUGCAUAACCAGAGGAAAGUUUAGUUUUUUGCUAUUUUGAAGGAAAUAAAAAAGAAACAUCCUUAAAAUG
Molecule: messenger RNA, 6231 nt
Organism: Labrus mixtus (cuckoo wrasse)
Lineage: Eukaryota; Metazoa; Chordata; Actinopteri; Labriformes; Labridae
Gene: rbbp6
Product: retinoblastoma binding protein 6
Exons: 19
Coding region: 315-5522 (1735 amino acids)
Biological process (GO): ubiquitin-dependent protein catabolic process; mRNA processing; protein ubiquitination
Cellular component (GO): nucleus
Molecular function (GO): ubiquitin protein ligase activity; zinc ion binding; nucleic acid binding
Source: RefSeq, a predicted model, not a curated record